UGAGGUCCUAAAUAGUCCUGAAUCACUCAUUGAUAUUCAUUCAAAAUCCUUUAAAAAUUGUGUUCUGAACCUAGGAAGAAGAUGGAAAGCAACAACGUAAUUCUCGUUAAUCAGAAACUAGAGGUCAUUGGUAUACUCAAACAAGCUGCGAAACUUUUUGCCAAGAAUCCUAGCUUCAUCAUCUUCACUGUUCUAACCUCCCUCCCUUUCUUCUUCUUCUUGGUUUACUAUGAAACUUUCCUACAAGGUUUCCUAGUUAAAACCUCUCAGAUUCUUCUACAACGACGCUAUGAUAACUUCCGCUAUAAUUGGCCGAUACCAUUUGAAAGCGAAAGAAAAUUGGACAAGGGAUUUUCUUACCAGCUUAUUCAACUCUGUUCUCUUUAUUUGCUGCCUCUUCAUCUCUUCGAGCUCAGCACCGUGCUUGUGAUCGUUGAUUUGGCCUCAAAGAUUUACAGAGAAGAAGAAAUCUGGAUGACUUUUAAGGAUAUGGUACAGAGACCAAUCCACGGAACAACUUUGAGGGGCAGUUUUGUCACAUUUGUUUACAUAACAAUCUUGUCAACAUGUUAUCUUCUUGGGCUGAUCUGGUUAGUAACACUCUACUUUGUUGUUUUAAGGAACCCUUUAUGUGAUGUUAUAUUUGGACUAUUAUGUGGGAUAGCUUUUAUGUUUUUGCUAAGGAUUUACUUGGAGUGGAGUGCCAUGUGGAACAUGAGUCUUGUGAUUUCCAUAUUGGAGGGUGUUUAUGGGGUUGAAGCAAUGGCUUUGUCUAAUUAUUUCAGCAGGGGAAAUGAGCGUCGCGGGUUGAUUUUGAUGCUUGUUUUCUUUGUUUUGGGAGUGAGUUUGAGGUUGUCUUGCCUCCUAUUUGGCUGCUUGGGAAGUGAGCGUUGGAUUGUUGCACAGAUUGGCUUGUUCUGUUUGGGGAAUGCGCUUAAAUGGGUCGCUUGCGUUGUGUAUUUCCACGAUUGCAAGAAUCGGAUUAUGGAGAAGAAAGUUGACGAAGAAGUAGGCAAAAAGGUUGAAGCUGUUGAUGAGAAUAAACAAAGUUCUUGAUAUGCAAAGGAAUGUAAAA
Messenger RNA from Morus notabilis, 1075 nucleotides. RefSeq lists its product as uncharacterized. Lineage: Eukaryota; Viridiplantae; Streptophyta; Magnoliopsida; Rosales; Moraceae. The record is from RefSeq and is a predicted model, not a curated record. Bases 82 to 1056 code for a protein of 324 amino acids. The transcript has a single exon.